This is a messenger RNA of Paramecium sonneborni, 733 nucleotides long. The record is from the annotation of a GenBank genome assembly. NCBI's taxonomy places the organism in Eukaryota, Ciliophora, Oligohymenophorea, Peniculida, Parameciidae.
AUGUUAUUCAAUAUUUUAAUAUUCAAAAAAUAUCUGACUAUAUUGUAGCCAUCAUCAGAAAAAGUUUUAUCAUCAUAAGAUGAAACAUUUCAAAUUAAGACUUGGUACUCCUAUAAUCAUACAUUAGAAUAUUUAGAGAAAAAACAUGCUAUAUAUUUUAUGAAUAAUAAGAUUCCUGAAAAAAUUAUUCUUAGGUAAUUAAAUGUAACAUCAAUAAAAUAGAGUUGAUUGGUAAGAUCUAAAAUAAGGUUAUAAAUUACUAAACUAAAUUUAAAUACAAAUACUACUUAACAAAGACCAACAUCAACAUCUUCUACAAAACCUAUUAGUUUUUGACUUAAGCUUCGACAAAUAUAUCUAAAACAUAGAUAUUGAAGAUUAUGAAAUAUCUAGAAAAGAUUUAUAUAAUUAGGCUAUGUGUUUUAGAAUAUUAUGAUAAAGAAUAAGAAAAAGAAAAUGAGGAAUGCUAUGAAUAAAAUUCUGAAAUGGAUUCAGAAAAUGAAAUCACAGAUUAAUAAUAUAGGAUAUUGUAUUCAUAAAUAGGUUAUAAUAAUCAAUUGAAUUUAAAUAAAAUGACACCUAGAGAAUAAAAAAAAAUAAAUUAAUUAUGGAACUAAUGUAUUGAAAGAAUUGAGUUGAUUCAGGAGAUAAAGAUUAUAAAUAUGAUGAACAAAAGGAUUACAAACAUUCAGCUCAAAAUUAAUUGGAUAUGGAUGAUAAAGAAAGAUUAUGA